AUGGGCUCCAUAGACACCAAAGAACGCGGCAUUCGCAUUGCGAUCGACCGGGGCGGUACCUUUACCGACUGCGUUGGUACCUUCAACGGCGAAGAUGUAGUGAUCAAGCUCCUUUCUGAAGAUCCCGCAAAUUACGAUGAUGCGCCCCUCGAGGGAAUCCGCCGCAUCAUGAGCCACUUCCUGGACCGCGACAUUCCGCGCGGCGAGCCUCUCGAUACCUCCAAGAUUGACAGCAUACGGAUGGGAACAACGGUAGCCACAAAUGCUCUGCUAGAGCGCAAAGGCGAGAGGAUAGCUCUGGUAGUGACCGAAGGGUUCAAAGACUGCCUGUCCAUUGGCAACCAAAGCCGACCCAAGAUUUUCGACCUCGCCAUCCGGAAACCAGACGUUCUGUACGAGCAGGUUGUCGAGGUCGAUGAGAGAGUUACACUGGAAGACUAUGCAGAAGAUCCCGAGCGAACUCAGUCCAAAGCACAGGCAAAGACGGGAGAAGAGGGCGCGGACAAGGCAACCCUGGUCACGGGCUUGUCUGGUGAGACAGUUCGCGUCCUCAAGAGGCCAGAGGACGAAGGCAUCAGAACACAGCUCCAAGGAGUCUAUGACAAAGGCAUCAGGAGUAUAGCUGUGUGUUUGAUGCAUGGCUACACCUUCCCAGAUCACGAGGCUCUUGUUGGCCGCAUUGCAAGAGAGAUUGGCUUUGAGCACAUCUCGUUGAGUCAUGAGCUUAUGCCCAUGAUCAAGCUCGUUUCAAGAGCUACCAGUGUCUGCGCUGAUGCAUACUUGACACCAGCCAUCAAGAAAUAUAUUCAGGGAUUCCAAAAAGGCUUCGAGGGUGGGCUGGGUACCCGGAGCGUGGCGGACGAAAAGGGCAGCAAGGGAGCGCGUUGCGAGUUUAUGCAAAGCGAUGGUGGACUGGUCGAUGUUGACCGAUUCACUGGUUUGAAAGCUAUCUUAUCUGGCCCGGCUGGUGGUGUAGUCGGAUACGCAAUCACCAGUUACGACGAGAAGACCAAAACCCCCGUCAUUGGCUUUGAUAUGGGUGGUACAUCAACAGACGUUUCGCGGUUUGGCGAGGGACGAUACGAGCACGUCUUCGAGACUACUACCGCCGGUGUCACCAUACAGUCCCCGCAAUUGGAUAUCAACACUGUUGCUGCAGGUGGCGGAAGUAGACUUUUCUUCAAGAAUGGUCUCUUCGUUGUUGGUCCAGAGUCUGCUGGUGCUCACCCAGGCCCCGCUUGCUAUCGAAAGGGAGGACCGGCAACUGUGACUGAUGCCAACCUUUUCCUAGGACGCCUUCUACCUGAAUUCUUCCCAAAGAUAUUUGGAAAGAAUGAGGAUGAGGGGCUCGAUCCAGAAGCCAGCAAAAAGGUGAUUCAAGAGCUUGCAGAUCAAAUCAACAAGGAGACCGGCAAGAACAUGAGCUUGGACGAGGUGGCAUAUGGCUUCCUGACUGUCGCAAAUGAGUCCAUGACAAGACCAAUCAGAUCCAUCACCGAGGCAAAGGGUCAUGAUUCGUCGAAACAUAGACUUGCAACAUUCGGUGGUGCUGGAGGACAGCAUGCGGUCGCCAUUGCAGAGGCACUUGGCAUCCAGCAGAUUCUUGUCCACCGAUACUCGUCAGUCUUGUCAGCCUACGGAAUGGCCCUGGCAGAUGUGGUGGACGAACGCCAAGAACCUGAUUCCAAAGUAUGGGAAGACAAGGGCGACGCAGUAGAAGAGCUGAAGUCGAAAAUGGAGAAGCUCAAGGACAAGUCCCGCCAGUCAUUACAAGAGCAAGGCUUUGGUUCCGAUGACAUUGUCUUUGAGGAAUACCUCAAUAUGAGGUACAGGGGCACAGAGUCAGCUCUCAUGAUCGUCAAGCCUACCCAGGGAGACGACAUGGAAGAGUGGGACUUUGGCAAGGCUUUCGUGAAACACCACCGAUACGAAUUCGGAUUCACGCUUGAUGAGAGAGACAUCAUUGUUGAUGAUGUCAGAGUUCGUGGAAUCGGCAAGAGUUUUAGGUACCAGGAUAAGACUGUCGACGAGCAACUGAUAGAUGUGAAGCGUCAACAAGCCGAGGACAGCAAGGCUUAUGGCAAGUCACAUGUCUAUUUCGACGGCGGCAGGCUCGAAACCCCCAUCUAUAAACUGGAGAAUUUGAGUGUUGGCGACCAGAUUCAGGGCCCAGCCAUGCUGGCUGAUGGCACGCAGACUAUUGUCGUCACACCAGAUGCAAAAGCAACCAUUCUCAAGACUCACGUUGUCAUCGACCUUGCGCGAGAUACCAAGGAUUCGCAGAAGGACGACAUGUCCAAGCGAGAGGUCGACCCAAUCUUGCUCAGCAUCUUUGGCCACAGAUUCAUGGCAAUUGCUGAGCAAAUGGGUCGCGCUCUGCAGAAGACUAGUGUGAGCACAAACGUGAAGGAAAGACUUGACUUUUCUUGUGCAAUUUUUGACGCCUCCGGUGGACUGGUUGCCAAUGCCCCCCAUCUGCCUGUACAUCUGGGAUCAAUGUCAACAUGUGUGCGCACGCAAGCCAAAAUAUGGGAAGGCAAACUCAAGAAAGGCGACGUUAUCAUUUCAAACCACCCAUCAUAUGGUGGCACCCACUUGCCCGAUAUUACCCUCCUCAUGCCUGCUUUUAAUGAGAAGGGAGACAAGAUUCUCUUCUAUGCGGCAUCGCGUGCCCACCACGCUGACAUUGGAGGUAUCACCGCUGGCAGUAUGCCGCCUCACUCCAGAGAGUUGUUCCAAGAAGGCGCAGCAAUCAAGAGUGAAAAGAUUGUAAGUGAAGGCAAGUUCAACGAGGAGCGAAUCGUCGAACUUCUCUACAAGGAGCCAGCCAAGUACCCUGGUUGCAGUGGUACGAGAUGUCUGGCAGACAACAUCAAUGAUCUCCGUGCUCAGGUUUCCGCCAACCAAAAGGGUAUCUCUCUGAUUGAAGGUCUUAUUGAAGAGUACGGCGAAGAGACAGUUCAGUUCUACAUGGUCAACAUCCAGAACAACGCCGAGAACUGCGUUCGACAGCUACUCAAGAAGGUUUCCAAGAAGUUUGAAGGAAAGGAUCUUUCCGCAGUGGAUUUCAUGGACGACGGAAGUCCCAUCCGCCUUCGGGUCACUAUCGAUUCAGAGAAAGGAGAGGCCAUCUUUGACUUUGAAGGUACAGGGCCACAGGUCUACGGAAACGUCAACGCUCCAGAGGCGGUCACAUACAGCGCCAUCAUCUACUGUUUGCGCUGCCUCAUCUCUGAAGAUAUCCCGCUGAACCAAGGCUGUCUGAAGCCUAUUCACGUCAAGAUCCCGCCCAAGUCUUUGCUGUCACCGUCUGAUGGUGCAGCAGUUGUUGGUGGCAACGUUCUCACGAGUCAGAGAGUGACGGAUGUCAUUUUCAAGGCGUUUGAAGCUUGUGCUGCUUCGCAAGGUGACUGCAACAACCUGACUUUUGGAUUUGGUGGAAAUGUCACUGGAGAGAAGGAGGUGAGGGGUUUUGGAUAUUACGAAACAAUCGCCGGUGGUUCUGGUGCCGGUCCUGAUUGGGAGGGUACCAGUGGUGUGCACACCCACAUGACCAACACUCGCAUCACGGACUCGGAGGUCUUUGAGAGACGAUACCCCGUAAUACUACGCGAGUUUUCUCUGCGUGAAGGCUCAGGAGGCAAGGGUCAACACAACGGUGGAGACGGUGUCAUCCGCGACAUUGAGUUCCGUAUCCCUGUGCAAGUGUCCAUUCUCAGCGAGCGAAGAGUAUAUCAUCCAUAUGGACUUGCUGGUGGCGAGGACGCCGAGUGCGGCCUCAAUGUCUGGGUAAGGCGUGUUCCCGUUAGUGACGCACAAAAGGCUGCAGGUGAAAGUGCAGAAUUUGAGGAGAGACAUAUCAACAUGGGCGCAAAGAACAGCGCACCAUUCAGCGCAGGAGACAGGAUUAUCAUCAACACACCUGGUGGUGGUGGCUGGGGCAAGGUCGGUGAGAAGAAGGUCCAGAGGUCACAAAAGGAUCACACGGAGGCUUGGAGAAAGGGAAGCCAUGCCAACAGAGAGGACGCCGCUCUACAAGUCUAA
Messenger RNA from Pestalotiopsis fici W106-1, 4044 nucleotides. RefSeq lists its product as uncharacterized. The transcript is spliced from 4 exons. Gene Ontology annotation, cellular component: cytosol. Gene Ontology annotation, molecular function: 5-oxoprolinase (ATP-hydrolyzing) activity. Gene Ontology annotation, biological process: glutathione metabolic process. The record is from RefSeq and is a predicted model, not a curated record. NCBI's taxonomy places the organism in Eukaryota, Fungi, Ascomycota, Sordariomycetes, Amphisphaeriales, Sporocadaceae. The coding region runs from base 1 to 4044 and encodes 1347 amino acids.